Messenger RNA from Cavenderia fasciculata, 495 nucleotides. RefSeq names its product ubiquitin-like post-translational modifier (gene ufc1). The transcript is spliced from 5 exons. The record is from RefSeq and is a predicted model, not a curated record. Bases 1 to 495 code for a protein of 164 amino acids. Gene Ontology annotation, cellular component: cytoplasm. Gene Ontology annotation, biological process: protein K69-linked ufmylation. NCBI's taxonomy places the organism in Eukaryota, Evosea, Eumycetozoa, Acytosteliales, Cavenderiaceae. Gene Ontology annotation, molecular function: UFM1 conjugating enzyme activity.
AUGGAUAGUGAAAUAAAGAGAACAGUAGCAAAGAUACCAUUGUUAUCGAUUAAAGCUGGACCAAGAGAUGGUGAUAAAUGGAUUGAAAGAUUGAAAGAGGAAUAUACAGCUCUCAUCACUUAUUUAGAAAAUAACAAACAAGCAGAUAAUGAUUGGUUUACUAUUGAAUCGAAUCCAUUGGGUACAAGAUGGACAGGAAAAUGUUGGUAUAUCUAUGAAUUUAGAAAAUAUGAAUUCGACUUUGAAUUUGAUACACCAAUUACAUAUCCAGAUACAUCACCUGAAAUUGCUAUACCAGAAUUAGAGAAUAGAACUGAAAAGAUGUAUAGAGGUGGAAAGAUUUGUUUGACUGUUCAUUUUAAGCCGCUCUGGGCUAAAAAUACUCCUCAUUUUGGUAUUGCCCAUGCUUUAGCUUUAGGUCUUGCUCCAUGGUUAGCUUCAGAAAUACCAAAUUUAGUUGAUAACAAGAUGAUUAGACAUAAUGAAGAUAAAUAA